GCAUUUUUUUGCGUACGCAUUCAUAAAUUCCAUGUUGUAGACAAAAAAAAAUUCGGUUUGUUUAAACUGUCUGUCAAUGAAUACGGAGAGCACAUGUUAAUUGAGUUUGAAAGAUAUCAAUAAGUAAAGACAAAAACUAAUACAGUUCCAUUUUUUACCGAUUUUACACUAAUACACCGAUGCCCAGAGGUAAAAAUUAAGAGAAGAAGAGAAUAGAAACGAGACGAGAGAAGAAAAAAAGCAACAAAUUUAUAGGUUCGAAUUGCCGUACAAACAUAUCUCUCAACACACAUCUGAGUGAGUGAAAAAUUGUCUAUCUUUAUCUAUCACCGAACAAAACAACAAAAAUCACCGAAAGUGUAAUAGAGUCAACUGCUUCAUCAAUCUGACGAAUCUGAGUAUCAUAAUGGAUGAGACAAAACGAAAUAGUAUGAAAUUAGAUGUUGAGGCGGUACGUUUGUCUGAAAACGAUCACGAUCGCCCAACCGAAGUUUAUAAGCAAGUAUCUGAAUUCGAUUCCAACGAUAAAUCAACUGAUCAACCAGCAACAAUCAUGACGCGUGAAAAGAACGAUACUAUUGAAGAUGGAGCCGACGAAAAGAUGCUGGGCGUCGAUGAUAAAGAGCAAUUGGCACGCAAAGAUGAGGUGAAGUUUAUUCCCAGCGAUCGUUCGAAUGGUGAUGCCAAAAUUGAUAUCGGCAAUAUUGAAAAGUCGACUUUCAGCGGAAUGACAAAGGAUGAGUUGAUGAAAUAUGCCAACGAUCCAUUCUGGCAACGUUUGCGCUGGACAUUCUUCGUUCUUUUUUGGUUAUUGUGGGCAGCAAUGUUGGCCGCUGCCAUUUUUAUCAUAUUAAAAGCACCAAAAUGCUCGGUCGAUAAACCACUGGAAUGGUAUAAAGAAGGUCCACUUGUUGUAAUGCCAAAAGAGCAUUCAUAUACAAAAGCCGAUUCACAAUUAAUUGAAAAACUUCAAUCGAUCGAUGCAAAGGGUGUAAUCUAUAAUUUGCCUGCUGAUAAAACGUAUUCGGUCGGUACGGAUUUGGUGGAUAAAUAUAUUAUUGGAAUUGUCGAUGGUUUCAAAAAUACCAGCAUAAAAGUUAUACUCGAUUUAACGCCAAACUAUGUGACAACUGAAAAUGCAUUGUACAAAUUGGCAUUGAGCAAUGAAACAUAUCGUAGUGCAUUUAUAUGGGUCGAACGUGAGUGGCAACCAAACAAUUGGUUGUCAAAAGUUGAACCACAAAAAAGUGCUUGGAAAUUGGUUGGAAGCAAACAUUAUGUGCUCAAUCAAUUCGGUGAAAAUAAUAUUGAUUUGCAAUUGAAUGAUCCAAUUGCAAAAGCGAAUUUCACCGGUGUAUUACGUCAUUUAGUGAAAUUGGGUGUAAAAGGAUUCCGUUUGGCAAAUGCGAAACACUAUAUUAUCGAUCGAAGUAUUCCGAACGAUGGAACAAUAGCAACUAAUUCGAAAGCUGUUCACUCUGAUUAUGAAUUCUGGACGCAUAAUGCCACCACAUAUCAACCAGGCAUCGGAAAAUUGUUACAUGAAUUCUGGCAAGUUGUUAAGAAUGAAACGAAUGGCGAAGGUUUCUUAUCAGUUACCGAUUAUAUUGAACAUCCGGAAAAGUUUUCCACUGACGGUAAUAUGACGAUUGGCUUUGAUUUACCAAUUGUCGUUAAUUUAACGUCAACAUUGUCCGAUGAUAGCACAAAACCAAUGGCGGCCAAAUUAAAAGAGCGCUUAUCAACACUAAAUAAUACACAAAUGCUUACGAAAAACAGAGAUGUCGGUCUUCAAUGGCCGUACGAGAAUCCAGAGCAAAAUAAUUUGAAAAUCGGUACAUCCGAAUACAAUAUAUUCUUAUUCUUGUUGCCGGGCGUACCGGUUGGAACACUCAACGAUUUCAUUGGCACCACUACUAAUGCCACCGUUGAAAUAAAAAAAUUAGAAGACAUUCGAAAAACUCAGUCCUAUCAACAUGGCACCUUUGAGGUUUAUACCGCUCUUAACGAAACAGUCAUUGCAUAUUCGAGGCGAUUGAAGUCGGGAACUCCGGGUUAUUUUGUCGUUUAUAAUCCAACGGCUGACAAAGUAACAGUUGACUUUUCGUUUGUGAAAAGUUUGCCGGAACAAUUGACCGUCGAAUUGUUCAGCAAACCAUACGAAAAUACUGUCGACAAGGUUCCAACAAAUGCAAUCCCAUUGCAAGAGAGCUCUGCUGUUAUUUUCAAAUAUGCACCAAAAUCAGCUGAGUAAAUCGAAAGCAUUUAUUGAUCCAGCAUUGAAAAUAUGGACCAACACACUUUCAAUACAAACGACAAAUUCUAUAAAAUUUAACUCAAAAUGAAAAUAAAAACAUUUAUAUGCAACAUACAAUGAGAAUUGUAUGCUAUAUGAAAAAUCUAUCAAA
Messenger RNA from Contarinia nasturtii (swede midge), 2408 nucleotides. RefSeq names its product maltase A2 (gene CD98hc). The coding region runs from base 407 to 2254 and encodes 615 amino acids. The record is from RefSeq and is a predicted model, not a curated record. NCBI's taxonomy places the organism in Eukaryota, Metazoa, Arthropoda, Insecta, Diptera, Cecidomyiidae. The transcript has 6 exons. Gene Ontology annotation, biological process: amino acid transport; carbohydrate metabolic process.